Metopolophium dirhodum (rose-grain aphid) is the source of this 1620-nucleotide messenger RNA. RefSeq lists its product as uncharacterized. Bases 1 to 1620 code for a protein of 539 amino acids. Lineage: Eukaryota; Metazoa; Arthropoda; Insecta; Hemiptera; Aphididae. Gene Ontology annotation, biological process: DNA replication, removal of RNA primer. Gene Ontology annotation, molecular function: nucleic acid binding; RNA-DNA hybrid ribonuclease activity. The record is from RefSeq and is a predicted model, not a curated record. The transcript has 2 exons.
AUGAUUUCUGAAAGGGGGGUAUCAAAAAAAGAAAACGACAUAUCUAAAUGUAAGUUCUUAACUUUUGUACCAAUUAUCACUUAUUUAGGUAUCAUCCUUGAUCCCAAACUUCGUCGGUCACCUCACAUUACGUCACUCACAAUUUUCGCCUCUCGUUGGUCUAAUUUUCUUAGAUCAAUAACUGGUACGUGGUGGGGCUCUCAUCCCUCAUGCUUAUUAUCCAUUUACUUCUCAAUUAUACGCUCUAAAUUGGACUAUGGUUGUUUCCUUUUUGGGUCAGCCUCUUUUUUUAAUUGGAAAAAACUUAACAAACUUCAAAUUUCCUGCCUCAGAACCAUUAUGGGUUAUGUAGAUUCCACUCCAUGCCCUGCCAUUGAAGUCGAAUCUAUUUGCCCGCCCUUCAAUAUUAGAUGUUGUUGGCUCGCUGGUAAAUUUAUUUUGAAAUCAUUAUCUCAUAGUAAACACUUAACUUUUGACAUUUACUAUUCUUUAUAUCUAAAUUGGCGCUAUGUCCCCAAAUCCACUCCAGUCUUAUCUAUUAUCGCUAAUUUCGUUUCGUGUUUCCACCAAUUCAUCAUCAACUCAGUUAAACUUCCUCUUUAUGAGCUUCCAUAUGAUUCAUUACUAUGUUCCCUUCAUGUUCAAUUGGGUCAUCAAUUUUCUGACCUUUCCUCCAAUGAUUUCAAAUCGAUGUCUUACUCCAUGGUAAAUGCAGCUUUUUCAAACGAUCUUAAUAUACAGUUUCCCGAUUUUAUUAUUAUCUAUACGGAUGGAUCGGUAUCACCUCUUUCUGCUGGUUAUGCUUUCCACAUUCCAAAAUUGCAUUUAUCUUUCACUAACAACCUCCCUCCAUCGUCUUCCUCCUUCUCAGCUGAAUGCUAUGCUAUCAUCGAAGCUCUAACAUUAAUUCUUAACUUCACCCCUAAUAAAUAUUUGAUAGCCACUGAUUCUAUGUCCUGCCUACAAGCUUUAGUUUCCAACUCUUUCAACUCUCAAAUCUCCCCUCUUGUUCUUCGUAUCAAAUCACUUGUUUUCAACCUCAAUCAAUCUAACUACACGAUUCACUUCCUUUGGAUUCCCAGUCACACUGGUAUUCGAGGUAACGAGAUUGCUGAUAAUUUGGCUAAAUCCUCCUCCCGUCUAAUUUGUCCCUCUCUUACACAUCUACCACAUUCUGACUUUAUCCCAUUUUUAAAACACUACCAAUCUAACCUAUGGUCUUCCCAUUGGCAUAACUUACCUGCUGAGUUCGCUUCGAAAUACAGACAUACAACGCCUAAUAUCAAAAAAAAAACAAGGUUUAAUAACUUAAAUUUACAGAGGUCUCAUAUAGUCCAUUAUAAUCGUUUACGGAUAGGACAUUCGUUAUUACCUAGUCACUCAUUUAAACUUGGACUAAACGACUCGCCACUUUGCUCACUUCAUCCAAAUGAGUAUAUAUGUGACCUUCCUCAUAUUUUAUUUAACUGCCCUGCUCUCCGACUUAAAAAACUAAUUCUUUUCAACACUCUUAUGUCUCUUAAUAUUCCCAUCAAUCUUUUUUCCAUCUUAAACUCUAAUUCUGAAACAGCUAUGAAAUCAAUAAUUGCCUUUAUACAGGAGGCUGGCUUUAUUAUAUAG